AUGUUCAUCGGUGGUCAACAGAUUGUUGGUACUGCUGGUCACAGCGACCACUGCCAGAGGCAUGCCCGUCUCCCAGUGGAUGUAGUGAUGGGAGCCAGUUCAGUCAUCGGAGGAACCACAUCAGGAGGAUGGGUACAGGCUCACCACAAAGCUCUCCUCUGGGCAUAUGAGACUGUUGCAGAACACACACAACAGAGACAGACCCAGGAUCAACAGUGCUACAACCUGAGACAGAGGGCCUUACCACUCCUACCUGGCCCCAGUGGAUACCAGUUCAAGGACCUGCAGAGGGUUAAGUUUACUAUAAAAACCCCAGAGUUUCUACCUGUCUCCUCCCACACGAAGAAAGCGGUUAGAUAUGGAUUGCCCUUUCUUAGAAAUCCGAUCGACAUCGAGGCCGUUUUGAUUAGAAAUGUUUUACGUCGCGAAAGAAUCUUCCGACCCAGGUUAGACGUUUUAUCAUUUCCAGAGGAUUUUCUUUUCGAACGCUACCGCUUUUCAUCAAACAGUAUCAUUUAUCUGAAUAACCUCCUCCGCCCAUAUAUCACCAACCUCACACACCGCGGACGAGCACUCAGAUCGGAACAAACUCUAUGCAUAGCACUACGUUUUUUUGCAAACGGCAGUUUUCUUUACAACAUCGGGGAUGCGGAGCAUUAUGGCAAGGCAACAGUGUGUAGGGCUGUACGAAAGGUAACCCUCGCACUGAAGCGCCUGUUACCGGUGAUGGUGGUGUUCCCAGGACACAAACCUGUUCGCACCAUCAAGGAGGAAUUCCACAGGAUUGCAGGACUUCCAAAUGUGAUAGGGUGCAUAGACGGGACACAAAUCGCUAUUACUGCACCUGCCCAAAAUGAAGGGGACUAUGUCAAUAGAAAAUCCUUUCACAGUAUCAAUGUCCAGAUCAUAUGUGAUGCAGCUUCCAUCAUCACAAAUGUAGAAGCCAAGUGGCCUGGCUCAGUCCACGAUUCCCGGAUCUACCGGGAGUGUAGUCUGAGCAACAGAUUUGCACGUGGAGAGUUUGAUGGCUACCUGCUCGGGGAUCGAGGCUAUCCAUGCCAGCCCUCUCUGUUGACCCCUUACCCUGACCCUGAGCCGGGGCCCCAACAACGUUUUAAUGUGGCCCACUGCAGGACUAGAGCCCGGGUUGAGAUGACCUUAGGCAUACUCAAAUCCCGGUUCCAGUGCCUGCGUAAGCUCAGGGUCACCCCAGAGAGGGCAUGUGACAUCAUUGUGGCAUGUGUUGUUCUCCAUAAUAUUGCAAUUAUUAGAGGAGAGCAACACCCAGCCGUACAAAUCAAUGACGCUGAGGAUGAACAUCACAUCCCUGUGGAUGUUCAGGAUGGAAGGGCAAUAAGAGACCUCAUCGCCCGAAAUCACUUUUGAUUAAAAAUGAAAAUUCACAUGUAAUUUGGUUCUUCUUUAUUCCCUAAA
Molecule: messenger RNA, 1434 nt
Organism: Centropristis striata (black sea bass)
Lineage: Eukaryota; Metazoa; Chordata; Actinopteri; Perciformes; Serranidae
Product: putative nuclease HARBI1
Exons: 7
Coding region: 1-1386 (461 amino acids)
Source: RefSeq, a predicted model, not a curated record